This is a messenger RNA of Alternaria viburni, 588 nucleotides long. RefSeq lists its product as uncharacterized. Lineage: Eukaryota; Fungi; Ascomycota; Dothideomycetes; Pleosporales; Pleosporaceae. The transcript is spliced from 2 exons. The coding region runs from base 1 to 588 and encodes 195 amino acids. The record is from RefSeq and is a predicted model, not a curated record.
AUGGAGCAGAUCAGUGUCACAGCUGUACUAAACGAUCCCGCGUUCUUCCGUGAGCUCAAAACACGAUACAAGAAGCAUCGAAGCUGGAUCAAACGACUCAUUUCACCAUUUCGCUUCCGAUUCUGUAGAUUUGUCAAACUGGAAAAGUUCGACACUGGACGUGUCUUGUCCCAAGGCGACGACCUCCCCGACUACCCUGCUGUUAAAGACGACUACGAAUAUGAUCCAAGACCAGGCACCAUUCCCAUGAUUUCGCCCAAAACAUUCGCAGUCUGCCUCAAAGCCUGCGACAUGAACUGCAAAUGGCCAUGGAUCAACCCAUGGCAUGACUGUAAGAAGAGCGAGUUCGACAUACAGUCCGACGACGCUAUCGCUGUUGCUUGGGGACUGGAGGCCGAUCACGCAAUCUCCUUCGCUUUCAUGGCAGUCUAUCACCUCGUGCCAUUACUUGCCGCAUUCGGCUUCUGGAUCUAUUGGCUGAUCAAGUUCCCUGGUGACUGGCAAAACGCUGCAGUACCAGUGCUGACUGUAUUGGCAAUUUUUGCAGUAUUGUGGGUGCCUUUUGGCAAACAUCUUGGAAUAGUCUAG